ACGAAGUCAACUAGCACAGCGGCCAAUACAGGCAGCCCACAGAAAUCGUUGACCAGCGGGCGCCAAACCCACGCCGAAAGCGACGCGAGCGGCGAGCCAAAUAAAAGGGCUGGAGGGGGAGGAGCCUGCAGCGAUCCAACCCGCCUCUCAAAAUCUUUCUCCUGCAGCGAUCCACCGCCAGCGCCAGCAUGAUCUCCCCGCGCCCCGCGCUGUCGCCCAGCUUCCUCGCCUUCCGGCCGGGCUCCCCGGCCGCGUCCCCGCCGGCCUCCCCGCGCCCCAACGUGCCGCCGCCCCUCUCCGCGUCCUUCUCCGCCUCCGCGGCCGUCACCGCGCCGGACCACGCGGCGGCCGCCAGCUCCUCCUUCUACGACGUCCUCGGCCUCCGCCCGGGCGCCAGCCCGCGCGAGAUCAAGGCCGCGUACCGCCGGCUGGCGCUCGCCGUCCACCCGGACGCCGCCCCGCACCCGGCCUCCUCCUCCUCCUCUGAGGACUUCAUCCGCGUCCACGCCGCCUACUCCACGCUCUCCGACCCCGACAAGCGCGCCGACUACGACCGCCGCCUCCUCCUCCUCUCCGCCCGACGCCACGGCGCGCACCCGGCGGCGCUCGGCCGCUCGCCCACCUUCCCGGCGCGCCGCUCCCGCCGCACCUGGGAGACCGACCAGUGCUGGUGACAGCGUAAAGAUCUCCCGCGCCCUGCGGCUGGGGCGGCCCUCGCUGUCCCCGUCGGGCCGCGGAACCUUCCCAUUUGGAUGGAACCUUCCCAGAAGAAUGGUGGUACAGCCUCCCUCGCACGCCGUCGCCGGCGACCUGUAAAAAACGCAUGGUGUGUGACGUCCCCCUUUUUGGAUCGUGGAUGUGUAUGUGUGACUUUGGCCUGGUUUUGUGAUAGGAUCUAGGUUGCCUUAAUCUACACUGGAGAUAAGGCUGAUGGCUGCAGCAAUAAUGCAAUCCAAGUUUUAGCAGAAAG
Molecule: messenger RNA, 970 nt
Organism: Panicum virgatum (switchgrass)
Lineage: Eukaryota; Viridiplantae; Streptophyta; Magnoliopsida; Poales; Poaceae
Product: chaperone protein dnaJ 11, chloroplastic-like
Exons: 2
Coding region: 189-674 (161 amino acids)
Source: RefSeq, a predicted model, not a curated record